This is a messenger RNA of Apodemus sylvaticus (European woodmouse), 3589 nucleotides long. It is a transcript of the gene Rmdn1, whose product is annotated as regulator of microtubule dynamics 1. Gene Ontology annotation, cellular component: cytoplasm; mitotic spindle pole; spindle microtubule. The coding region runs from base 133 to 1065 and encodes 310 amino acids. The transcript is spliced from 10 exons. Gene Ontology annotation, molecular function: microtubule binding. The record is from RefSeq and is a predicted model, not a curated record. Lineage: Eukaryota; Metazoa; Chordata; Mammalia; Rodentia; Muridae.
GAAGCGAGGGGAGGGCGUGAGGGAGGUGGUGCAGGCCGGCCGCUGGAACUCCGUUCCGGAGAUGACUUUCGCCCCGCCCCGUCCUGUCAAGCCCUGGAACGCGGAGUCAGUCCGGCUGGGAAGCUGUCAGUCAUGGCCCUGUCCUCGCGACUGUGGCGUCUUCUCCCUCUGCGACGCGGAGCGGAGCAGAGCGUCUGUCCGCUGACGGGGACCUGGGGCAGCCGUGGGCGCUGUGGCACCCGGGGAUUCCGCGCUUCCGAGGUAAUAGGAAAUACAAGACCUUUCAAGAGAGGCCUUUUAUUCUCAGCCUUGUCUUAUCUGGGUUUUGAAACCUAUCAAGUCAUUUCUCAGGCUGCUGUGGUUCAUGCUACAGCCAAAGUUGAAGAAAUACUUCAGCAAGCAGACUACCUCUAUGAAAGUGGAGAAACAGAAAAGCUUUAUCAGUUGCUUAUACAGUACAAGGAAAGUGAUGACGGAGAGCUACUGUGGCGGCUGGCACGAGCAUCACGUGAUGUAGCACAUCUCAGUAAGACUUCGGAAGAAGAAAAGAAAGUGUUGGUGUAUGAAGCGCUAGAGUAUGCAAAAAGAGCACUGCAGAAAAAGGAGUCAAGCUCUGCUGCUCAUAAGUGGUAUGCAAUCUGCAUUAGUGAUGUUGGAGAUUAUGAAGGCAUCAAGGUUAAGAUUGCAAAUGCCUAUGUUAUCAAGGAGCAUUUCGAGAAAGCAAUUGAGCUGAACCCUAAAGAUGCUACUUCAAUUCACCUUAUGGGUAUUUGGUGCUAUACAUUUGCUGAAAUGCCUUGGUAUCAAAGAAGAAUUGCUAAAGUGCUGUUUGCAAAUCCUCCUAGUUCCACCUAUGAGGAGGCCUUAACAUACUUUCACAGGGCAGAAGAAGUGGAUCCAAACUUCUACAGCAAAAACUUGCUGCUUUUAGGAAAGACAUACUUGAAGCUGAACAACAAAAAGCUUGCUGCGUUCUGGUUGGGAAAAGCCAAGGGUUAUCCAGCACACACAGAAGAAGAUAAACAGAUACAGACAGAAGCUGCCCAGUUGCUUACAGGUUUGUGACAAGAACUGAAAACAUUUUGGAGAAGGCAACAAAAUACCUAAUACUUUGUAUUUCACUGAUUUAUAAACAUGAUACAUUAACCAUCAUAAUGACUGUAUGUCUUUUUUUCUCAGUUCUUUUAUGUGGGACCAUUUUAAAUAAUAAAUGUGAAAAAUUCUGGGUUUCUUCACAAGUUACUAAGAAACUGCCACACUAUGCCCUAAGAGUGGCAGCAAUACAUUUCCUUGGUUCAGACAGACAUUUGGAACACCAAGAGGGAAAACAAAUGGCAUGGGAUAUGUAAGUAUUGAUCACUUCAGGAUGAAAUGUUUUCAAAAGGCUUUGUGAACAGGUGGCACAAGAGGGAAUGGUUUUCAUGUUGCAAUCGAAUGAAGUGCUAUCUUAAAGAAGUAAGGUGUUUAUGAUGUGAGGGUUCCUGGCAUAAAGAUAAGUUCCUGGCAUAAGUGAUGCAUGUCUUAGAGGCAAUGUAAAUAGGAAAAAUUCUGUGGAGCACUUUCUUUAAAAUGUGGUAUACUUCCAUAGAUGGGUUGAAUUUGUCUCCUGACAAAUUGUAAUCCUAUGUGGAAUGGAGGGACACAGAUUUCAGGGUUAAAGGAAAUAGACAUUUACUAGGCAGAGUAUGAAAACUUGAGUCUGAUGUCCUACCACUGUAAACUUACUUUUUACAAAAACUAGAGCUGAAUGAAUAUUAGACUGCAUAUGGGAGUAUAUUUUUCCCCAAAAGACAUGAGAAUUGUAAUUUUUAAUAAAUUACAGCAAAAUGUUUAGGUGGGUGCUGUUCCUGUUUUACCAUGUAAACUUUAAGAUAUAAACAUCGGAAGUACAUCCCGUACUUGGAUUUAAGGUAUUAAUAUUUUAUGUCAUUUUUAUAUGUGUAUAUCUAUUCACACAUAAUGUAUCUUUAAACCUUUGAAAUUGCAGAUUUUAUCAUAUCCUUAAGAAACUCAGCUGCUUUUCAAAAUAAGUACAACUUUCAAAUAAAAAAAAAAUAUAUUAUCAUAUCUACCACAUCACCUCCAAACAAAACAUACUCAGAUUUCCUUAACUGUCCCCAAAUCCAAAUUUUGGAGACCAGAAUUUGAUCUGCAGCACAGUUGGUUUAAAUACAGAAAAUCUCUCCCCAAUUCUUACAAGACUUUUUUUGAGAGGCAUGUGUAAUUGUUUAUCAACUGUCCUUCAGUCCAGAUCAACCUCUGAGAAUUAGGUUCCAUCUUGUCUUCUGGUACUCCAGUUAAUUAAAUUCAGUCUUUGGCUUUCAUCUUCAUGACUUUGAAAUGAACUCUUGCUUCAUUUGCCAAGUUCACUUCCAUUUUGUUAUACUGUGUUUUGCUUUAGGUAGUUUGAUUGCUUAAAAGUGUGAUAACUGUCUUCAUUUUUUUUUUAGGUUUUUUCUCUUCAUUUUCCCCUCCUAACUAUUGUCAACAGCCACUUCAUAUCUUCAUUGUCUAGUUAUGAACUUGAGCUACUUUUCAUAUCUAGUGUAUCUAAUUUGUAUUAGUAUUAUGUGAACAUUAGGGCUUUACCAGAUGAAUAUGCCAGUUGCUCCUGUGGAUUUAUUUGUUUGAAUGGCUUUUCUAGUACAAUUUUUGUUACUAGCACAAAGUUCUGGAUUAUUAGCACUCAAACAAAAAAUUAUUUCUCUGAAAUUAUUUUUGUGAAAUGAGGUAUUUUUCCAGUAACAUAUACUUUUGUGAAUGGGGAAAUCUAUCUUUUGAUACUUUAUAGAACUUUAUUUUAAAUUAAUUAAGACACAAUAAAUUAGAUAAUGUAGUACAAGCGGGUUCUAAAUACCCAUCUUCCUCUUUGCCCUAGGGUGACAUCAAACUAAGGUAUAACGCCAAACUAAGAAACAUACUGAUAUGAUCUAGAGACCUUAAUUCAGACUGUAGGACUUUUGGAUGUCUUCACUUUAUGUCUAGCUCUUAGAAGCAUUAUUUUAUAGAUUAUUAUAAUUACCACCACAAGCAAUAUACAGAUUUGUUUCAUUUCAGAGACUUAGUGCUCUUUAUAAUCAUACCUAGCAAUUUUCAAUCCUAGCAAUUUUCAAUCCCUCUCACAUUCCAGACACACACUAUAACUAAUCUACUAUAUAUUUGUCAUUUUAAAACUCUUAGUCAAAUGUAAUCUUAUAGAAUAUGACCUUCUGAGAUUGUGCCUUUUCACUUAGCCAGAUCUUCUAAUAACUAAGUUCAAGCAAGUUUUUCCUUUUAGUAUUAAUAUUUUAUUGCACGAAUAUACCACUUUAUGCAUCUGUUGAAGGUAUUUAGUUUUUUUUUUUAAAUUUGUGGCUACUAAAAAUAAAGGCAUUUUACAUUGAUAUUUAUUGUGGCAUUGUUUACAAACAAGUUAUGGAAUCAAUGUAGACAUCCACCAAGUGGAGAAACAAAAUUUAUAUAUUCACAAAUCAGUUUUAUUCAGUCAUAAAAAGUGAAAUUACCUCAUUUGCAGUCAAAGGAUGGAAUUGAAGAUGAUCUUGUUAAGACAUUAUAAGAUCAGAUGGAUACUGCAUGUGGAUUCAAUUUU